CGUAGUAAGAAUAUUCCAGUUAAUCAUACGAACUGGUUGUAAGAUCGGGCAAUAAAAGCAAGCAAAACACGUCUUAAAUCGCAGUCAUUACUAAACCACGGAUUUACUCCAGUUCCACAGAAGAAGCAGGACUCAUGUGGGCACUCCAGAUUCUCCUCUGCUUGGCGUUGUUGGUUUGCACAGAAAGUAGGGGUGCAAAAAGGAAUGCUCUUCAUGAUUAUGAGACGAGUGAAGGAGUCUACUUGAACAGAACCAAUAGGCUCCUCCUGUCCAAAAGGAAAGCCCUUAGUGAAGUAAAGUGUGCGAGGCGGUGCAGCAGGAACAAGGACUUGCCUUUUGUAUGCAAGGCUUUCUAUUAUGACAAGAAAGAAAAUAAAUGCCACUGGCUGUCAUUUACCAGCAAAGCCCCAGGUGUUAGAAAAGAACUGGACUUUCGAUAUGAUCUUUAUGAAAAGAAAGAUUACAUAAGGGAGUGCAUCAUCGGGAAUGGAUCAAACUAUAAAGGGAUGAAGACUAUUACAAAAACUGGCCUCAAGUGCCAGGCCUGGAGUUCUAUGGUGCCACACGAGCACAGCUUUUUGCCUUCAAAAUACCGGAGCAAGGACCUGGAGGAUAAUUACUGUAGAAAUCCAGACAACGAGGCUUCUGGACCCUGGUGUUUCACUACAGAUCCUGACAUCCGCCACCAAUCAUGUGACAUCCCUCAGUGUUCAGAAGAUGAGUGUCUGACUUGCAAUGGGGAGAAUUACAGAGGAUCAAUGGACCACACAGAAACAGGGAAGGAGUGCCAACGUUGGGACCUGAACCGGCCUCACAAACAUAUGUUCCACCCCAAACGAUACCCAGAGAAAGGACUGGAUGAUAAUUACUGUCGUAAUCCUGACAAAAGACUUCGGCCGUGGUGCUUCACUCUACACCCCAACACUACUUGGGAAUACUGCAGUAUUAAAGUCUGUGCUGAAAGUGUAAAAUCUGAUCCAGACACGACCACAAAGUGCUUCCAAGAUCAAGGGGAAAAAUACAGAGGCACAGUUAACACAGCACCCAAUGGAAUUAGGUGCCAGCGGUGGGACUCGCAAUACCCACACAACCACUCCUAUACACCCCAGAAUUACAAAUGCCAAGAUCUAAGGGAGAAUUACUGUAGAAAUCCCGAUGGGGCUGAACUGCCGUGGUGCUUUACAACCGAUCCCAAAGUGCGGGUUGCCUUCUGCACCCACAUCCCACGGUGUGGUUCAGACACUUCUGAUCCCGAAGUACACUGUUACAAUGGCACUGGUGAGGACUACAGAGGACACUUGUCAAAAACAAGAUCUGGUUUUCCAUGUGCAAUGUGGGACGAGAGCCUCAAAAGCAAAAGUUGGACUUUAAGUGAACUGUCAACGGCAGGUCUGCAGAAGAACUACUGCCGGAACCCUGAUAAAGAUAAACAUGGCCCCUGGUGCUACACAAACAACCCCUCAAUUCCUUGGGACUAUUGUGAUUUAAAGCGCUGUGAAACAUCUGGGUCCAACAUUACAGAAACACUUCCUUCACAACAGUCCUGUUUUGUUCAUAAGAGAACCAGAAUUGUUGGAGGUGCUCCGGUGAAAAUUAAGGAAGCCAGCUGGAUGGUUAGCAUACAAAAAGGCAACGACCAUUGGUGUGGUGGAUCAUUAGUAAGAGAGGAAUGGGUUCUUGCAGCUAAACAGUGCUUCUCCUCAUGCGUACCUGAUUUAACAGAAUACAGUGUCUGGCUGGGAUUUCUUCAUCUCAAUGAAGCAGGAAGAGAGGUUUCAAGUAAACAAGUUUUAAGGAUCUCCCAUCUUGUCUGUGGACCACAGGGCUCCGAUCUAGUGUUGCUGAAAUUAUCAGGGCCUGCUUGGCAGACUGAACAUGUUCGCAUAAUUCAACUCCCUGUUGCAGGAUGUGUCAUUAAAGAAAAUACCUACUGUACAGUUUAUGGAUGGGGAGAAACAAAAGGAACUGGAUAUGAUGGCAUGCUGAAAGCAGUGAAGUUACCAAUUGUUGGGAAUCAAAUAUGUAAUGAAUAUCAUAAAGGAAGGAUUACAGUGACAGAAUCAGAGCUCUGUGCUGGGGGAAGGAAGGAUGAAGGAGUAUGUGAGAAAGACUACGGGGGCCCACUGGUGUGUGAGGAACAUGAUUCUAAAGUAGUACAAGGUGUUAGUGUUCAUGGCCGAGGCUGUGGUCGUCCUAACCGUCCUGGGAUCUUUGUCAGUAUACCAUAUUACACAGACUGGAUUCACAAAGUCUUCAAAAUGCUAUCAAGCCCUUAAAACUUUGCUGUAUUAUGAAAGUAAUUUAUUAUCAAGUAUGUUCAAUCUUUUAUAAGGACACUUUGUUAUUUUUCUUUUUACGUUCAUAACAUCUGUGAUGUUGUUUCAGUUCCAUUUUUGAAUGUAUGUUACUGUUUAAGAAAAUUGUAGUGUAAGAUGUGGCUCAAUACUUACAACUCCAAAAGUUGUUAAUGUAUCAUCACAACCAAGCAAGAAACACAGAAUCAAAAUGGUAAGCAUAGCUUUGUAAAAGGGUUUUUAUAGCAUUCUGUGAUUUGUAAAAGGAAGUGUGCACCACAUCACUGUUGUACUGCAAAGCACAUUUCUCUUUAAAACUUAUAGAAUUUUUGUUUUAUUUCAAGUUUCAGUUCAUAUUCUCUGCAUGGUUUAAACACAAUUUGUGUCCAAUUACUAGCACUCCUGAAAACCAUGACCCAUAUCACUCAACACAGAUUACAGUUACAUAAAAUAACAUUUUCAAAAUCAACAGCAAUCUGAAAUCAGCCGAUGUGACUUUUUUUAUUUUUAUUUGACCUUUCUAGAGUACAUGGACAAUAUGUCUGUUUGUAGUAUCUCCUGAAAUUACUUGAAUGGAUACAGUAUCACAAAGAAAAAGAUGUAGGACCCCCUUAGGAAGCAAGUUAUUUUCAGUAUUACUAUGCAGACCCAAUUGCUCAUAAUCAAACCAUAUAAGGUUUCUAGAAAUGACAAUGUUGUACGCUUUGGUUCAGCUGGAGCUUUGGAAUGAGUUUUAUGGAUACAGUUGAGUUGAUCGUAGACUUCUUAUUGUACAGCAGGUCUCAUAGAUCUCACAUUUUUACUUUGAAAUGUUAUGUAAAUAGGUAUAUAACUUUACAAAGAUUUGCUAGAUUUGUAGAUUUACAAAGAUAUGCUCUUGCAUAGAAUGGCUUUUGCCCUGUCAUAGUGUGUGCAGUUCUCUGCUUUAUGAACAUUAUUCCCAGUGGGGGUUUUACUUUACUGUAUAGAGGAGGGAUUCAAUGGUAAUUUCAGUUAUCUAAUGAACAUAUCUGUGUUUGGUACUUGUGUUACAUAUCAAUUUUAAUGUUCUAUGUCAUGUAAUAUAUCUUUGUAAUAAAGUAGUGUUUUUUUUUUUUUUUUUGCGCAAGCAUAUUGCAUAGGAAAUCAAUCCUGUAGUGUGUGUUAAAGUUGUCAAGAAAUUAAGUUUUGUUUUUUUUUUGUUUUUCUUUCUAUUGAACACUGAAUAGAUGUAAUGCAUGGUUCCACUAGUUUAUCUGCUGGACGGAAAUUGGUAGAUGAAUGUAAAACAUACGUGUUAAGGUAUUUCUAAAAAGAGGCAGUGCCUAAGUAAAGCUGAAACUAAUCAAUGUCAGAGUUGCUUUGUGGAGCCCAUAUUAAACACAUGUAUGGUGGUAGUCGCAGGUUCUUGUUGUUCAUGAAUUUGUCUGAACACCCAGCAAACUGACUUUAUAAUCACAUGCUGUAUGUAUUUGCUUCACCUCAGAAUGUAUAUACGGUUCUUCCUUGUUGUUUUAUCAUUUGAUAAUGGAGUUUACUAUAACUUUUCAUGUAUUGUUCCCUUGUUCACCUACAAUGCCAAAAAAAGAAGGUAACUAUUUUUGAGAACCAAGUGAAAUUGCGAUGGCUGCUUUAUAUUGCUUCUACUGUGCCAAAUACUUUAUGUGCAAUUUAAGUAAGAUUCUACCACGAAUAGUAAUGUAUGUAAUAGACAUUUAUAUAGGUGUUGCUUUUUUUGUAUCCCAAAGGAUCAUUCAUAACCUGAUUAAGGUGGGAAUACUUUAAACUUGUGCGUGCUUUUGUAACUCUUUGUUGUAGUUGUUAUUAUGAAAGUGUAUUAAAAUAUUUUAUCUA
Molecule: messenger RNA, 4127 nt
Organism: Polyodon spathula (Mississippi paddlefish)
Lineage: Eukaryota; Metazoa; Chordata; Actinopteri; Acipenseriformes; Polyodontidae
Product: hepatocyte growth factor-like
Exons: 18
Coding region: 135-2276 (713 amino acids)
Biological process (GO): proteolysis
Molecular function (GO): serine-type endopeptidase activity
Source: RefSeq, a predicted model, not a curated record